This is a messenger RNA of Myodes glareolus (Bank vole), 2628 nucleotides long. It is a transcript of the gene Lrrn4cl, whose product is annotated as LRRN4 C-terminal like. The record is from RefSeq and is a predicted model, not a curated record. Gene Ontology annotation, molecular function: protein binding. NCBI's taxonomy places the organism in Eukaryota, Metazoa, Chordata, Mammalia, Rodentia, Cricetidae.
UACUGAAUUACAAGCUUGUAGCACGGAUCCAGAUGUUUCAUGACGUCGGUCUCACUAUGUAGUGCGGACUGUCUUUUAAUGAUUCUGCCUCAGCGUCCCUUGGGCUGAGAAAUUCAGACAUGCACCUCCACACUCAAUGCAGCUGUUUCCAUCCGUAAUCAAGGGGAGAAACCCUAUCCUGGCCAGUGGUAGGCUUCCUGCUCUAGCCAUGUGAUUCUCAUCUCAGGGGAGGGGGAUAGGAUAGGGCGGGUCUGGAGAGCUGGGAUACAUCAUUCUGGCCUUCACACCCCUCCCUUCCCUGUCCAUUGGGAGGCAGAAGACAGGAAAUGACUGCCAUGAGUGUGGUAGGACUUUUCACAGAAACAGCAUUUUGUAAUUCAGGCCCCGUACCAUCCACAGAUGUUUUCCUAUCUGACACCAGCCAGGUGCCCUCCCUCCCCUGGUAAUUCUCCUCUCCCCACCCCUUCACAUGACUGCAGCCUUUGGAGUCUCCGCUCCUGGCUGCUGUCCACAUUUCGUUCCUGUCAGAACCCAGGCGUCCUGGCCUCCAACUGAAACCGCUGCCUGUGGCGUCCCCUAUCCUUAGCCCCGUGACUCAGUCCCUCUGAGGGAACCAGCCCUCUUCUUGGCACUCAGGGGCAAGGUGGUGACAUCAGAGUUGAGGGGUAUAAAAGUUCUCAGCCAAAAUAGAAUUGAAGAUACAACCUGACAGUGGCCUGUGACAGGAACCUCUUCGCCUGAUAUCCACAGAUGUCUGGAGGCAGAUUCUCACUGUGUCAAGGCCUACCCACUGACUCCAUGGUGGGCUCUCCUUCCCUUCUGUGGCUUGUGGCCAUGACCACCUCCUUGGUUUCUAAAGCUCAGAUCUUGACCCCCCAAGACUACGAGGAAGAGGAUGAUGAGGCGGUAACCACACUUUCUGUAGCUGUCCCUUGCGACUAUGACCGUUGCCGCCACCUGCAGGUGUCCUGCAAGGAGCUGCAGAAGGUUGGGCCAGUAGCCUGUCUGUGCCCGGGGCUCACCAGGGAGGAUCAGCAACCAGACCCUCCACGGCUGGGAGAAGUGCAGAUCUUGGUAGAGGAAGGCUGCGCUGUUGUCCACUGGUGUGCCCCCUUCUCUCCAGUCAAUCACUAUUGGCUUCUGCUUUGGGAAGGCAACGGCGCUCCACACAAGAGUGGCCCCCUCAAUGCGACGGUUCGAAGAGCAGAGCUGAAGGGACUCAAACCUGGUGGUUCUUAUGUUCUUUGUGUGGUGGCUGCUAAUGACGCUGGUGAGAGCCAAGUUCCUGGAGCAGAUGUUGAGGGUCCUGAGAACUGGGCUGAGCCUUCUUUUGGGCCUUGUCGAAAGCUUAUCAUGCCGCCUAGACCUUUCACCCUGGCCCACGCAGCCGUGGGCGUGGGCACAGCUUUGGCUCUGUUGAGUUGUGCUGCCCUGGUUUGGCAUUUCUGCCUUCGUGAGCGGUGGGGUUGCCCCCGACGUCAAGGUACCACCCAAGAUUCAGAAGCUCUUUGAUGGGAGUCCCACCGACUAGAAACAGCUCUGGAACAUUCCAGCCACAUCUGGAGAGUCCAACCCACUCCCAGGAGGGGUGUGGGGCCUGCAGCCACCUGGCACCAGGACACAGCCAAGUCAGAGCCGAGGCCCAGGCAAUCGGCCUCGGGUCUGAGAGCUUGUUUAGUCCCCAACUAACUGGUCACUAUGCUCCCUGGAGUCUAGGAAGGAGUAGCAGUUAUUCAGGUGUAAAUAAUUUAAACUUAAUGGGCUUGUGGGGGUAAAAUCUCAUACAUCACAUAGGUACUUACAUAUAGUCAGUUAAAAUGGGGCUAUUUAAGGCCCUUCAUGGUGUUCUACAAUUCUAAUCCAGCAUUCUGAAGGCAGAGAGGCAGCCUGAGCUACACAGAAAAUUCCAGGUCAACCCAGAUUAUAUACUGAGACCCUGUCUCUAAAAGAAAAUAAAAUAAAAGUAAAAACCAACAAAGAAGGGAAAGAGAGAAAGACGGUUCAGUAGUUACAGGGUACUGGCUACUCCAGAGGUCACAGUUUUAGUCCCAGCGCUCACAUGGCAGCUCACAACCAUCUGUAACUCCAUUUCCAGGGGAUCCAAAAUCUACUACUGACCUCUGACAGCAACAGGCAUGCACACACGCUUGCACAAGCGUGCGCGCGCGCACACACACACAUACACACGCAAACACACGUGCAGGCAAAAAACUCAUACACAUAAAAUAAAGUUUGAAAAUGUCAACUGUCCAUAGCUCAUAGGCCUUCCACGGCAAGUGGCAGGCCAGGUUCAGGCUGCUGGCUGGAGUUUGCAAGUAACACAUUCUCAGAAGUGUUCUGUAACUAUGGGUGGCUGACACACAUAUUUUGAGAAUAAGCUUCUGUAAGGUAGGAGUUGAGACUGGAGCUGUGCCCUUCUCCUACCUUCUGUUUUGUUACUAAGGAGGAGCCUGCUCAGAGUUCAACUGUGUCUGGGGAAACUGAGGAUUAAGGAUCAGCAUGAGCUGGACGAGACAGACGGCCCAAGCUGCAGUCUACACAAGUGAGUGUUUUUGUUAGUUAUUAAUAAUUUAUACCAAUGACUCCCCUCACAUUUGUGUAAUUGUUUAUCCACUAAUAAUAUUAAAG